Messenger RNA from Aspergillus bombycis, 2865 nucleotides. RefSeq names its product aspartyl-tRNA synthetase, cytoplasmic (gene erdS). NCBI's taxonomy places the organism in Eukaryota, Fungi, Ascomycota, Eurotiomycetes, Eurotiales, Aspergillaceae. Gene Ontology annotation, cellular component: aminoacyl-tRNA synthetase multienzyme complex; cytosol; cytoplasm. Gene Ontology annotation, biological process: aspartyl-tRNA aminoacylation. The record is from RefSeq and is a predicted model, not a curated record. The coding region runs from base 1 to 2865 and encodes 954 amino acids. Gene Ontology annotation, molecular function: aspartate-tRNA ligase activity; ATP binding; RNA binding. The transcript has a single exon.
AUGUCCAUCAAACGGGCCCUCUCCAAGAUCGUCCCCAAUAAAAUCGACACAAAUGACUCGUCUCCCGCCCCCAGCAGGCGUUCGGGGUCAAUGUCCCCUCGACGCAGCAUCCUGAGUGGAUUCUUGCGGGAUCGUGGCGGCUAUGCCUCUUCUUCGGAUGAUGUUUCUGAUGACUCUUCGUCCCCCACUACUGGGACGAUGAGCAAAAAUCAGCAGAAACGCCUUGCGCGUCAGCAACGCCGACAAGCGCGCUCUCGUCUCAGCGAGGAGCAACAUUCUGAAGAAUCUGAACGCCACAAGGAGGCUGUCGCGGCUGCCGCUCGUGAAGAGACUGCAGAGAUGAAGGCUCGCUAUGGCGAGCUGCCCCUCCUUCAGUCGCGCUCUCGCCCGCGGGAGCUCCGGACCAAAUUUGAGAAUAUUUCGGCGGACUCGGUGGGCAAGGAGGUCCUCUUCACGGCGCGCUUGCAUAUCAUCCGUCGUAUGAGUGCCAAAUUGGUUUUCCUUGUCUUUCGCCAACAGCUUUACACUUUUCAGGGUGUGUUGCAUGAAUCCCCAGGCAAGAGCUCCAUCGCCAUGAUUCAAUGGGUCGAGCACUUGCGUGUGGGUUCUAUAGUACAGGUUCGUGGCACUGUUCAAGCCCCAGAGGUGCCAGUGCUAGGAUGCACCAUUCAUGAUGUUGAACUGGCCAUUGAUGCGAUUCACGUUGUCGUUCGGCGGGAGGAGCCUGUCCCGUUCAGCGUCUAUGAGGCCGAGAUCCAGACCCCGGAGGAAGAGCGCGUUGAAGGUCGGCGUAGUCAUAUCCCUGACCGCACGCGUCUGACCAACCGCUUGCUGGACUUGCGUACGCCCACAUCUCAAUCAAUCUUCCGCAUUCAAUCAGCGGUGGGAAAUCUUUUCCGGACCGCCCUUGACGAGCAGAAUUUCAUCGAGAUUCAUACACCCAAGCUGCAAGGGUCCGCCACUGAGUCUGGAGCUAGUGUAUUUGAGGUAAACUACUUUGGUCGGGAUGCGUUCCUGGCUCAGAGCCCCCAGUUGGCCAAACAGAUGGCUAUUGCGGCGGACUUCGGUCGAGUGUAUGAAAUUGGCGCUGUGUUUCGCGCGGAGAAUUCCAAUACCCACCGCCAUUUGACAGAGUACACUGGACUGGAUAUUGAAAUGGCAAUUGAGGAGCACUACCAUGAGAUGUUGGAGGUUCUAGAUGCUGUGAUCAAGAGUAUCCUGAAAGGAGUCUAUGGCCGCUUCCGUCGUGAGAUCGAGACCGUGAAACAGCAAUUCCCGUCCGACGACGUCGUUUGGCUCGAAGAAACGCCAAUCAUCCGGUUCUCCGACGGUAUCAAGAUGCUCAACGACUCCGGGUGGCGUGAUGAGGAGGGAAAUCCCUUGCCGGUAGAUGAUGACUUACAUACUCGCGAUGAGAUUCGCCUCGGCGAGCUCGUCAAGGAGAAGUACGGCACGGACUACUACAUCCUCGACAAGUUCCCCACCAGUGCACGUCCCUUCUACACGAUGCCCGAUCCUGAUGACAACCGCUUCACUAACUCCUUUGACAUAUUUAUUCGGGGCCAAGAGAUCGUCUCAGGCGGUCAACGUAUCCAUGAUCCCCAUAUGCUUGAGGAAAAUAUGCGCCGUGUGGGCAUCAAUCCUGACACCAUGGAGGAAUAUAUGGAAGGCUUCCGAUGGGGCGCACCUCCCCACGCCGGCGCUGGCGUGGGCCUGGAGCGUUUCUUGAUGCUUCUUCUCAAGCUGGGUAACAUUCGUCUCGCUUCUCUCUUCUAUCGUGAUCCUAAGAGUUUCCCCGCCAAGCCCCCAACUUUGCAAUUGCGGCACCCAGAGUCUUCGACUGUCGAACCAUCCUGGGUCCGCGACAGAAAAGGUCACUUGGCGCCCGAUGAGAGCCACCUGCAGCCGAUAGAGCAUCUCAUCGCGAACUACGGUGAUGCGACCUCUACAUCAUGGGGAGAUGAGCGAUUUAAGAUUUGGCGUGACCUGGCGACCGGCGCAGCAAUUUCGUACGUGCCUAGCAGCAGCAAUUAUGCAGUGAUCCCAGGUGAUCCUCUGUGCGACGCCCGGCAGUAUUCGCGCGUGAUCACUCAGUUCCUGCAAUGGUUGCGCCGGGAGACCAAGUAUAAACCAAUUUGGCUCUUAUGUUCCCCUCAGGUUGAGGCGAUUCUAGGCGAGAAACUUGGCUGGCGUAGUUUGUCUUGCAUUGCAGAGGAGCGUGUAGAUCCGUCCCGCAACCAAGCUGCUUCAGAUGGGGAAAUUGCGCGGAAGAUCCGACACUCGGAGAGCGAGGGUAUCAAACUCGUGGGCAUGAGUCAGGGCGAGAUGGUACCGGACAACAUCCGCGAGAAGAUUGACCAGCGCAUCCAGGACUGGCUGUCCAACCGUAAAGGCACUCAAGUGCACCUGUCUGAGAUCCGUCCAUGGCGUGAUCAUGCCCAUCGCUGGUAUUUCUAUGCGGUCGACAAGGAAGGUACUAUUUGUGCCUUUGUCGCCUUGGCCACUCUAUCCCCAUCCCAUGGCAUGCAGGUGAAAUACAGCUUUGACUUCCCAGGGUCUCCAAAUGGUGUCAUUGAGCAUAUCGUUACUCAUGCCAUCCAGACAGCGGCUCGGUCUGGAGUCAAGUCACUUACUUUUGGUGCUGGCGCCACCACCACUCUUACCCCGGGGCACAACAUGCACGGAGCCAAGGUGAAGAUGCUGCAGCAUACCUACGAAACCUUGGCGAAGCAGUUCCAUUUGGUUCGCAAGAGCGAGUUCCGUGCGAAACUGGGAGCACAGGACGACCCCCUUUACAUUGCCUACCCACCCCAUGGGCUAGGGUCGAAGGGUAUCCGGGCUGUUCUUCACUUUUUCGAAGAUUAA